Manduca sexta (tobacco hornworm) is the source of this 2328-nucleotide messenger RNA. It is a transcript of the gene gol, whose product is annotated as protein goliath. NCBI's taxonomy places the organism in Eukaryota, Metazoa, Arthropoda, Insecta, Lepidoptera, Sphingidae. The record is from RefSeq and is a predicted model, not a curated record. The transcript has 12 exons. Bases 738 to 2021 code for a protein of 427 amino acids.
UUUCACACAGUUUUGACUACAACAGCGAGCGAGACGUGUGUUGCGCUUGUGUCGUGACUACAGUGCGUUCGCAGUUUUUACAAACGACGAUACAGCGUAAUCCCGCUAAAUGCUAUUACUAUGUCUUCAAUAUAACGAUUUGUGUGCCAAAAACUGCAUGUAUGAUUAACUUAUCGUUGUAAACGAUAGGAGUACAUGGCUAAAUAGACUAAAACAAACUACGAGUGUUGUGUUUUCGUUCGGUGUUUAGGCGAGUAUAUUGUAACGCUAAGAAAGCGAAUUCAACAGCUGUCUGUGCAUAGUAUGCUUCAUAUUUUGCCCGAUGCUGCGAAAUAUCUCGCCGGUUAUGGUGCAGCAGUCGACUAUAUUGACACUAUAAAAAGAUAGCAAAAAAUGCGGGACGCGCUGGCAAUGAUAUCAUGACGAUAACUUUGCCCACUCCAUGAUGGAAUAACACAACGGGAACAACCCCAGCGUAGCACCAGAGUUCCAGCAGGAAGCUAGUGUUGUGCAAAAAGUUUAUCGACAGAUAACGUUAUCGUCUUAACUGUUGCGUGUUCUAAACGAUUAGUCUAUAAAGUUCGAUUUACGUUGAACGUCACACAGUACGAGUUGGCCGGUGUGUUGAGACGUGUACAGUGCUCGCGAUAUCCAUGUUUAAAAACAUACCGUCAAGCGUAUUCUGUAUCGAUAAGUGAGGCAUAGUGUUGUGACUAAGUAUCGAAUGUGUAGUUAAAAUGCGUGCAGAAGAUUUGUUGUCCGGUAUAGCGACAUUUGGCUGGGUGGUGACGUUAGUGGGAUGUCAUGCGCCAGGCAGUGAGUUGGAAUCCGUGCGAUUUGGACCCACGGACGAGAAGUUCGUCAGCGACACCUACACGGUGGCGAAUAUAAACAUAACAUAUAAGGACGAGCACGGUGUUAUUUAUUCAGAGACCUCUGAGUCUGGAAAAUACGGCGAGGGCUACAUCGGCUCGUCGCGAGGCGUCGCCGUGCACGUCCGCGCGAAGGGUCCCGGUGGCGACCGAGACCACACGGGCUGCACCUGGCCCUUGGUGUCGGUGGCCAGCCCCAACGAUCCCUUACCCCAGGAGCCGUGGAUCGCUGUCAUUCGAAGAGGCAGCUGUAACUUUGAAAUUAAGGUGCAAAACGCAUGGCGAGCUAAUGCGACCGCUGUGCUUAUCUAUAAUGACAGGGACACCACGAUCCUCGAGAAGAUGAAGCUGUCCACAGAUAAUGGACGUAACAUCAGUGCAAUAUUCACUUACAAAUGGAAGGGAGAGGAGAUAACGCGGCUGAUCGACAACGGCACGCGCGUCAUGAUCGGGAUCAUUAAGGGACGGACAUUCGCGCACGUCAACAAUAAUAUUAAUAAGACGUCAGUGCUGUUCGUGUCGAUCUCGUUCAUCGUGUUGAUGGUGAUCUCGUUGGCGUGGCUCGUCUUCUACUACAUCCAGCGCUUUCGAUACAUACACGCUAAGGACAGACUCUCGAAGCGACUGUGUUGCGCCGCCAAGAAGGCAUUAUCUAAAAUACCCGUCAAGAGCUUAAAGACUGAAGAUAGGGAGGUGCAAGGCGACGGCGAGUGUUGCGCUAUAUGCAUAGAGCCGUACAAAGUGUCGGAGACGCUCAGAUCUCUUCCUUGUAGACACGACUUCCACAAGAACUGCAUAGAUCCGUGGCUGCUGGAGCACCGGACGUGUCCCAUGUGCAAGAUGGACAUACUCAAAUACUAUGGAUUUGUGUUCACCGGCAGCCAGGAAAGCAUCCUUCAGCUGGAAGUUGAGGAGGCGCGGAGUCGCGCGCUCAGUCCCGCCAGGAACAGACAUCCACUCACACUGCUGACGAGCGACAACUCGUUCUCGGAGGCGGGCAGCGAGCGCAGCAGCCGCGCCUCCUCGCCCGACGAGCUCGUGCCCUCGCUGCACGCACGGUCAUGCGACACAAGUCCCUCGGGAUCUCCCCGGGCGGAUUCGUCGCGGCAGGACAACGCGACCAGCAGUACAGUCGCGCCGCAAGAGUGAACGCGACCUACCGCAGCUGUGCCAAAUAGACUACGUGUGCAGUGAAUGAGACAAUUGUGUUCAUAAAUAUAUAGUAAAAUACUCAAAAAAAAAACUUCCAGUGAGUGACGUCGGGUGACAAGUGAUAUUUGUACGGUUAAGGACGUAGGUUAUACACCGCAACUCCGCCUAGUCAACGAAACAGUGUUCACAUUAUGUUUGACAACACGCAGGAUUAUGUACUGCUGCGCACGAGUGGGUCGCACGGGUUUCCAAACUUUUAAUAUCUUGCCUAUAAACAGUUUGAUUUGUCUUCCUUUAAACAAAA